Molecule: messenger RNA, 3564 nt
Organism: Malus domestica (apple)
Lineage: Eukaryota; Viridiplantae; Streptophyta; Magnoliopsida; Rosales; Rosaceae
Molecular function (GO): protein binding
Source: RefSeq, a predicted model, not a curated record
UACCAAAUCUUAUAGCUGCCUCAAAAAGUUCCAAUAAUUUUCAAAUACAAUCAAACCACAACUUGAUUGCCAUGUACUACACCAAUCAUGCAAUCUCUCUCUCUCUCUCUCUCUCUCUCUCUCUCUCUCUCAUGUGUGUGUGUGUAUACAUAAUUCUACAUGAAGCACAAUCAUGGUGUUGACAGAGUUCAGCUGUCGUCGACUGCAGAAGAAAAUAUAUCCAGUUGAACACAAGCUAGCACUACAAUAUAUCGUUUGUUCAUGAGAAAUUGCUGGGUGUAAAAAAAGCAGAAAGAAAAAGGAGAGAGCAGCAGCAGCAGCACCAGUAAAAGUAUAAUAGACAGGAGCAGUAGAGUGGCUGCAGCCCACAGAAGCACAAACAAGAGAAAAUAGUAUUGGGAGAGAUUGGUUGCGAGUUUUAAAAGAGUUGGGAUCUCGAGGCCUCAAAAUUCAAACAUCUGGUAACUCAGAGACAGCGACUCCACAAUUACAGGGGGGUCGGUCAUAUUCAACAAUAUCUCAAUUCAUCUUGCUUUGCUUCCAUUGCAUUCAAACACACCACUGGAGCUGGAGGAGUUGAAUUGCUUUGCUUUGGAAUGUGGAUGCUUCAUCCUGUCUGCAUAGUUAACGAGAAAAACUCGGUCCGUGAACUGGGGACUUUGCUGCGGAUUAUUAUUUACUAAAGAAGGUUGCCUGCAACUUCGAGUGAAGGAGGAGGGUCUGGAGGAAAUGUGGAACUUUGGCCUCAAGUGACAGACAUGCUGAGCUCUGAUCAAUCUUAUGAUGAAGAAAAUGAUGUGUUCUUCGACUCGGAGGACUUGUCACCUACACGAUCACUCAUAGCGAGUGAGGAGUACAAAAUUUGGAUGAAUGAGCCACCAAGUGUUAAGGAGAGACGGGAGAGUUUUCUGCGAAAAAUGGAUUUAGUUGAGUUUGAUUCUGCAAAGUUUGCUUCUGUGGAUAUGGGAUUGGAAAGAGUUUCGGAAUGCAGUGGAGCUUCCCCAAGCUCUUGCAUUUCGUCUUCUAGUCGUCAUCAAGCAAACUUUAUGUAUAAUACAUUGGAUAGUAACAUACAAGGUAGCUCAAAUUUGGCCUGGACUCACGAUGCAGUUCAUAUUGCUUCACCUUCUGCUACGGGUUCUGCUCGGAGAGAAGCUGAGGCUCCAGAAAAAGAAUGUUGGAAUUCACAGGAGGGUGAAAAGAAGACGAAAGUUUGGUGGAAACAGUUUAUAAACAAGAGGAAGAGAAGAGGAGGUAAAGUUGUGUCAGAGGUAUCGAAACCAGAUACUGAAAUACCGAAACAAAAUAGGAUGAUGGUCAAGCAGAAUGGUAAGAAGUGCAUGGAGUUCACUGCACUAUGCAGCGGGCAAGAAAUUCAUGCGCACAAGGGGUUCAUUGGGGUGAUGAAGUUUAGUCUCGAUGGCCAGUAUCUCGCAACUGGCGGUGAAGAUGGGAUUGUAUGCAUCUGGCGUGUUACAUUAACAGAUGUUUCUUGUACCUACUUAACACCUCAAGGGAACUUUGAUGGCAAACUUAAGAAAAUAAAGUCCGGUUAUCGCGUGAUCUUUCCUGAAAAGGGUUUUCGAAUUCAGGAGUCACCGCUGCAAGAGUUUCAUGGCCAUUCCAGUGAUGUGUUAGACCUGGCUUGGUCGAGUUCAAAUUAUCUUCUUUCUUCGUCCAUGGAUAAAACUGUUCGUCUGUGGGAUGUUAGUUGCGGUGACUGCCUAAAUGUUUUCGAUCACAAUGACUAUGUGACGUGCAUUCAGUUCAAUCCUGUCAACAACAAUUAUUUCAUAAGUGGAUCGAUAGAUGGGAAAGUUCGAGUUUGGGGACUCUCUGAUAACCGAGUUGCUGACUGGGCUGAUGUUCGAGAUGUUAUAACUGCUAUAUGUUAUCAACCAGAUGGAAAAGGUUUCGUGGUUGGUUCCGUUACAGGCACUUGCCACUUCUAUGAAGCAUCAGGGGACUAUCUUCAGCUGGUUGUGCGAAUGCGUAUUCAUGGUAGGAAGAAAACCUCUGGCAACCAAAUCACUGGCAUCAAGUUUUGCCAGGAAAAGUCGCAGAGAGUUAUGAUAACAUCAGAAGACUCGAAAGUCCGUAUAUUUGACGGAGUAGAACUUACAAGGAAAUACAAAGGUCUUGCAAAGUCGGGAAGUCAGACGUCAGCUUCUUUUACAUCGAGCGGGAAACAUAUAAUUUCAGUUGGAGAGGACUCACGUGUUUAUUUGUGGGACUAUGACGAGCCGUGUGUCUCAUCAUCAUCCAAACAAACGAAAUCUGUUCAAUCCUGUGAGCAUUUCUUAUGCGAAGGUGUGUCUGUCGCGGUACCUUGGCCAGGCAUGAGAAGAGAACAAAGGAGCUUGGAAACACCAGGCCAUCUGGAGGCUGCUCCAGGAAGCAGAGAUUCAGAAUGUUUUUCUCUUGGAAAUUGGUUUUUCUUAAAUGGUCCGUGCAGGGGUGGCUCUGCAACUUGGCCCGAAGAGAAACUUCCUCUGCCUUUAUGGGAUUUACCGGUCAUACGAGAUGAAAAUGGUCAGUGUCACUGGCAACGUCAAGUUCACCAUCGUCAGCAGCAGCAACACAAUAGAGCACUCAAUCACACCGCUGAAUCAGAACCAUGGGGGCUUGUCAUUGCAACAGCUGGAUGUGACGGAACAAUCAGGACAUUCCAUAACUACGGAUUGCCAGUCAGAUUGUAAGAGUUGGUUUGGAUCACCCUGCACUGGCUCCAACCUCACUGAAUCAACACGCAACGAAACACAACGCAACAAGAGUUAAGCCUACAUUUCCAUGUUUUUUCAUGUCAGUCGAGCGUCCGUGGCAGUGCCCAUGAAGAUGUAGGUGGCUUAAUUAUGUAGUUUUUCAAUCUUUACAUUUUUUUGUGAAUAUUAAUUUGGCGCCGACAGCAUAGGAAAUACGUACAAUUACACAGUCGUCCCAGCCAGAAUAGGACUAGAGUCGUUUUCGCAGAGCAGAAAUGAAUACUCAUAUUGUACAAUUUCAAUUAUUGUUUUAGCCAAUCAUGUAUAGAAAACGCGCUUCAAAAGCAUCCUUACCUACAGCUUUUGAGCUAUUUAUCGUCCUUGUAUUUUGAGAACAAUGCAAGAUCAACAGCUUACUCAACAAUUCGUCUGUCCUGGUGAAUCUUUUCUAUCAAGCUCCCAAGAGAUGAGAAAGUGGCCUGUUUCAUUUCACACCCAAAUAUUAGAAAGAGAUCGAUGACAGGACAGGGACGACAAAUUGAGGUAUGCAGCCGACUAUAAUACGAUGCAGUUCCUCCCCAUAAAAAUCCUCAUCGAAGUCGUGAAGCAGCCAUGGCUCCUGCAUUUCAAACUACAUGUAAGAAAACAACAAAAGAGCUUGCAAAGGCAACCGAUACUCAUGACCAUUUUGAAGACGCCUCGCGUUGAUAAUCCAUCCCAACCAAAUAAAAUAUACCCCGGAGGGAUGUUCGGAAAGAAGAGAUGAGCAUUCAAAAUAUUAGCUACAUCUGAAAUACAACUUAUAUAUGUCAUCUCAAACUAAGAACAGCAGUUAUAACUCUUUCAUCUUAAGACAAGUAGU